CAAACAAAAGAUGUGGAAGAUAUUUACAAGAAGGGCAUUUUCAAUCAUCACUUGAAGAACUUCAUCCACCACUACAAGGACUUCUUAUCAAGAUAUUUGAAAUUAAGGCAGGCCAUCGAGACGAAAGACAAGUCAUUCCAGCAAAAUUUCCUGUUGGCCUCGAUUCUAAUACCUAUGGCUGAUUUGAAGAUAAUUGCUUUGCCCAAGAAGAAGCUUAACAAUACUCUACCUGUUUCCGAAAGUAUCGUCAGAGAAGGCCUGAAAUUCAAUAAGGCCUCUUCUAUAGUUGUAGCCAGAUGUGUUGAGAACAUUGCAGCCUACAACAGCAUGGUUGAAAAAUAUCUACAAUCUGGUGAUUUGAAAAGGUCAGAAGUGGGUACAUUUUUAAGAGAGCUAAGAGGAGAUUGGGAGAUU
This is a messenger RNA of Ogataea philodendri, 414 nucleotides long. RefSeq lists its product as uncharacterized. NCBI's taxonomy places the organism in Eukaryota, Fungi, Ascomycota, Pichiomycetes, Pichiales, Pichiaceae. The transcript has a single exon. The record is from RefSeq and is a predicted model, not a curated record. The annotation marks the transcript as partial.